UUGUUUUCGUUGCUCAUUUGUGGUCUAUCCGUGAGGAAGCUACUUGCCUCCCGUAAAUUCAGCAAACCGAUAUCGAGACGGGUGAAACGAUCGAAACUUUCCGGUCUGCAGAGUCGAAUGCUCUCUGAUGACCAGUCGAAAAGUCAGCUGCAGGCAGAGCGAAUGGCACGAUCGUCAUCGAUCUCACAAGUUCUGGCCAAUGUGAUCCUUGAUCAAUAUCAUAUCCAGAAGACAAGAGAGCUGGACACUUAUCCAGCUAGCAAUUUUGGGAAGAACGAGUGGCGCAAUGAGCGACAAAGGCUGGUGAAUUUUGUGACUUAUAAGCUCCUUGGAGACGAAGAUACGCAGACGCUUAAGGAGUCGUUUGGAUGGGAUAUUGCCUCGCAGCCAAACCAAAAUCUUUCUCAGUGGCAAACGAACGUCGAUAUGAACGACAGCCUUCGUAUUCUGUCACCAAAGAUUUUCUCGGUGGUUCCCGAAAAAGGUAAUGUCACAUCACUCCUUUCCCCACAUUUCCUCAGUCUAUAUUCGUCACAGAAUAUCAACGAAGUCUUGCCAUUGUCUAAGCUACUCAAAAGCUCAUCGAAAGCUGAACAGACCGCGUGGAUGCGAGUUAUUCUUGAGCUUAGCAAAUCAACCGAAAAGCUCAGGGAACUGGGCAUGGAACCGUAUAAAGAUCUGAAACAGCAAAAGUACCGCUCCCUUUUGAAACAACGGCAGACUAUGACGACUGUAUUUAAGCGUCUGGAAAGGAUGUACAGCGACGAUCAACGCAAAGCUUUGAUGAAAAGGGGAUAUGCAUUUCUGAACAAAAGACAACUGCAGCUGCUUUAUGGUUCUUCAAAUGUCCUGAAAAUCAGUGAAAGACCGAAAUUCUAUGAAUCUUUUCUGAUGAUGAGUGACGAUGAAAAAGAAAAGUUUCUUCUCAAAGACGUUACACACAUGCUGGCCGGCAUGAAACCUAAGCAGAAAAGACAGGUGGUGUUGAAUCCAUUAAUCUUAACGCCAAUUGUACUGCAACCCGCUUUUCCGCUGGUUUUGUCACCGGUGAUCUUGUCACCCUCCGUGUUAGGACCAUUGGUUCUAAGUCCAUUAGUGCUAAGUCCUCUUGUCUUGUCUCCAAGUGUCCUUGUUUUAGCUCCAAUUGUACUUUUUCCGCUUGUUCUUAGCCCUCUGACUGUGUGCCCUCUCGUUUUGUCGCCUUUCGUGCUUUCUCCGCUUAUUUUAAAUCCUCUGACAGUGUCACCGGCCAUCCUUAACCCGUUGGUGCUUAGUCCCCUUAUACUUACCCCCUAUUAUAAAGGUGCUCUUAUACUGGCACCAAGAGUUCUAAGUCCGCUAAUCAGAUCACCCAUCGGUCGAUUCAUCAUCACAGGUUCUCCUUCCAUUCUGUCACGGCGCAGAAAGAAGAGAUGGGUCUGGAACAGCACAUCACAUAGCCUUGUUCAUAUCUGA
Messenger RNA from Soboliphyme baturini, 1455 nucleotides. NCBI's taxonomy places the organism in Eukaryota, Metazoa, Nematoda, Enoplea, Dioctophymatida, Soboliphymatidae. The record is from the annotation of a GenBank genome assembly.